Molecule: messenger RNA, 3170 nt
Organism: Pipra filicauda (Wire-tailed manakin)
Lineage: Eukaryota; Metazoa; Chordata; Aves; Passeriformes; Pipridae
Gene: PDE3A
Product: phosphodiesterase 3A
Exons: 15
Coding region: 415-2898 (827 amino acids)
Biological process (GO): oocyte maturation; positive regulation of oocyte development
Cellular component (GO): cytosol
Molecular function (GO): 3',5'-cyclic-AMP phosphodiesterase activity
Source: RefSeq, a predicted model, not a curated record
CACAGGUCCGGCGCUUUUAAUUCUCUUUAAAUAUAAAAGCUCUCAAUUAUAUAUCUGAGGUGCUGCAUUUUACCCCUCCAGUUCCUAAGCAACAGCUAUUUUCAGAUUGAGUGCGUCUGGUGUUGUCUACCUACUUCAGGCUUUUACGAGGUGGCUCGUCAGUGGAAGCUGGGCUGUUCUCUGUCUCCACUGACUCCCUUUGUCGUGGCACUGUGAGGAGACAGAUGCUUUAGAGAAACGCGAGAAGCUCGGGUGUAACCGGUCUCAACCUUGCAGCUCACAAAAACUUGUGUACGUCGGGGAGCUCUGCCAUCUGCAAUGAAGCACAGGAGUCAGAAAUAAGGUUCUUGACACUGGUUUGGGAGAAGCCUUUUUCUCAAGUCUGGAAAAAGCCUCUAGAGCAGAUUCGAAACCAUGAGCCGGAAAUCUCUGUACUUGCUGAAGCGUAGGUGGGAGUCGAUUCCCGCUGCUGACCAGUCUUCUGGUACCAGUAUCACAGUGGAUAUCGCUGUCAUGGGAGAAGCACAUGGGCUCAUCACAGACCUUUUGGCCGAUCCUUCACUGCCCCCCAACGUGUGCACAUCGCUGAGAACAGUGAGCAACCUGCUUAACACGCAGUUAACCUUCCAGGCCAUCCACAAGCCAAGGGUGAAUCCUUUGGUGUCCUUCAGUGAGAACUACACCUGCUCCGACUCAGAGGAAUGUCCGGAGAAAGGAGAGAAACUGGCCAUUCCCAAGCGCUUACGGAGAAGUUUGCCCCCAGGACUGCUGAGACGAGUGUCCUCAACUUGGACCACAACAACAUCAGCCACAGGAUUACCUACCCUGGAGCCAGCUCCGGUGAGAAGGGAUCGCAGUGCCAGCAUCAAACCCCAUGAAUCGUCUUCAUCCAGCCCUGACUCCUGGAACAGCUCAAUUCUGAUGACAAUCACAAAGAGCAGGUCGUUCUCCACCUCCUAUACCAUGUCUUCUACCAACCACGUGAAUGCCAAAAGGCAGAGCAGGCAAGGUAUCCCACCAAAUAUUUCACCUCUCACCUCCCCGUGCCAUUCACCAAUUCAGGGGACCCCUGCCACAAGUCCUACUGGAAAAACAUCUUCUGUGUCAUUUCCAGACUCUACAGAUACUGACACCAAGCAGGGCUUAAAGCCACACAAAGUCUUAACUUCUUCUCAGAGUGCACCUCCACUGUCAGAUCCUGUUAUCAGCCCCUCUGUCAUCUGCAGCAGCUGUGGCAGACCCUAUAACCAAAUAGAAGCUGGUGAUGGGACACUAAAUAGAAAUGAUGCUACCACACACACCCUGAACAGAACAGAUGAUCCUGCGCAAGCCACUUCUGACUACGAGACCAACAACAGCGACAGCAGCGACAUCGUGCAAAACGAUGACGAGACAGAUUGCUCCAAGGAGCAGACACGGAAGGGAUCUGUCUGUAGGUCCUACACACCUGAGACCAUCAUCCUGCAUCCCUUGACACCACCUGAGGACAAGCCUGUACUUGCUCCUGAGCCUCUGGUUAUGGACAACCUGGAUCCCCUGAUGGAGCAGCUAAAUAGUUGGAACUUCCCAAUCUUUGAUUUGGUGGAAAAAAUUGGAAAGAAAUGUGGUCGGAUUCUCAGUCAGGUAUCAUACAGGCUUUUUGAAGACAUGGGACUGUUUGAAACCUUUAAAAUACCAGUGCGGGAAUUUAUGAAUUACUUUCAUGCCUUGGAAUGUGGAUACCGAGAGAUACCUUAUCACAACCGAAUCCAUGCAACUGAUGUUCUACAUGCCGUGUGGUAUCUGACAACUCAGCCCAUCCCGGGGCUCCCAACUGUGAUUAAUGACCACGGGUCAGCAAGCGACUCAGAUUCUGACAGUGGAAUCACUCACGGCCACAUGGGUUACGUGUUUUCGAAGACAUACACACCUACAGAUGACAGCUAUGGAUGCCUGGCUGGCAACAUCCCUGCCCUUGAACUGAUGGCUCUUUAUGUAGCUGCAGCCAUGCAUGAUUAUGAUCACCCAGGAAGGACCAAUGCCUUUUUGGUAGCAACGAGUGCUCCUCAGGCAGUGCUGUACAACGACCGCUCCGUCCUGGAGAACCACCACGCCGCUGCUGCCUGGAACCUUUUCAUGUCCAGGCCAGAGUACAACUUCCUGGUCAACCUCGACCACGUGGAGUUCAAGCAUUUUCGCUUCCUCGUCAUCGAGGCAAUUUUGGCUACUGACCUGAAGAAACACUUUGAUUUUGUCGCCAGAUUCAAUGCCAAGGUGAAUGAUGAUGUUGGAAUUGACUGGACUAACGAGAACGACCGCUUGCUGGUUUGCCAAAUGUGCAUCAAACUGGCCGACAUAAACGGGCCUGCAAAAUGCAAAGAUUUGCAUCUGCAGUGGACAGAAGGCAUCGUCAAUGAGUUUUAUGAACAGGGUGAUGAAGAGGCCAGCCUGGGCUUGCCAAUCAGUCCUUUCAUGGACCGCUCUGCCCCUCAGCUGGCACACCUCCAGGAAUCUUUCAUCACUCACAUUGUGGGACCACUAUGUAACUCCUACGACUCAGCGGGGCUGAUGCCAGGAAAGUGGAUAGAAGAUAGUGAUGAAUCAGGAGACACUGAUGAGCAAGAAGAGGAAGAAACAGCAGAAAUGGAAACUUGUGAAAAUGCCGAAUCCAGAAAGAAGAAGUUCAAGAGGAGGAAAAUCUACUGUCAGAUCACUCAGCACCUGCUUCAGAACCAUAAAAUGUGGAAGAAAGUAAUUGAGGACGAGGAGAGGUUAGCUGGGUCAGAGAAGCAAGGGGCAGAGCAAUCCCCACUGCACCAAUCUUCAGAACAAAUCCAGGCCAUCAGGGAAGAGGAGGAGGAGAAAGGGAAGCCCAAGAAGGAUGAAGAGGAGAACACAACUGUAGAACCAAACCAAUGACAAUAUUUACAGCAGUAUUUUAAGACAGAUUGACUUGUGCACAGACUCUUUCUCAAGCCAGCACAGCAUUUAGACACAACACUGUAGAAGUAUGGGAUAAUGCGCCUACAGCUGUUUAAUUUGUUUCUCUUUCCUUUUUAUGGUGAGGUACAUUGUUUAAACUCCUAUGCUCAAGGAAGCUUUCACACUGCAACACCGGCUUUUACAGACUUUCUUUAAAGAGAUUUGGGGGUGGGUGGAAUUAUAUAAAUAUAUAUAUAUAGCCAGGGUUA